UCGCACAUGAAAUACGACUGGCACUGCGACGAAACAAUGUGGAGUUCUGUUUACUGUUUAGGGUAGCUGCUGUUAUGGCUGUUAUCUAUCUUUUCACCGAUUAUUUACCAUAAUUUAACGGCAACAUACAUUUCCGUCAGAACAAGACAUUCGACCGAAAUGUAGCUUAACGUUUAUAUUUUCUCUAUUCUGGCUCAACACUGCAAAUUUGAAGCAGUAUCAACGUCAAUUCGCUAUGGGACGGAAAUCUCUACUCAAAUCACAAGUGCCAGUCCCCGCGCUCUCUUUGCGACUUUUGGUACCCCCCAUUCGGUUGAUGGCUGCUCAGAUGUGGCAAAUUGUUCAGCGAUGCCGAGUCGUUCAUUACGGAUAUCUGGACGAGUUUGUAACGCUUGUUGUCGAUAUAUUCCCCGACAUACUCAGUCAUAAGGAAAUAAUUCUGCUCAGUCUGGGAUUGCGAGGAAGGCUGCUACUUAAACUGUGUCAGGAAGACCGUGAAUCUGCUCCAAAGACCAUACAGCCACACAUUGACAGAAUGCGCCAAUUUGUUGAAGACCUGCAAGACAGCAGCAAAGACACAAGUACGCAGACUGCGGUUGGGAACUUCUUGGACCUUGUCCAGAACUUGUUGAAGGACACUAACGAUUGGAAUCAUUUCUUCCAGGAGGUGUUUCCAUCCGUGUAUGGAAAGAAGUUUGAAUCGGCACUACAGUCACUGAUGGGCGAGUUCCUUUCAAGACUUGAGCAAAUGCUGCCGGUACCAGACUUCAAAGAGGCUGCGUCAUUACUCAGUGAUAGUACUUCAGACUUGGAGCUAUGUUUCCAGACACUAACUGACCCGGAACAACUUAAAACUGUGCUUCUCCAUAAGCCAACUACUACCAAGUUCGACAGAGAGACACCGUUUGGAGACACCAUUUUGUCUGCCCUAUCCUAUCAGCCAUCUGUAGCUGGAGAUCAACCGCCCCUCAUCCCCGACAUUAUGCCUGAAGCUGGAGAUCAACAGCCCCUCAUCCCCGACAUUAUGCCUGAAGCUGGAGAUCAACCGCCCCUCAUCCCUGACAUUGAGUCUUGGACAAGCCUUGUAAAUGAACAAGAAAGCUCCAUAUGUUUAGAGGAAAAUGGAGGUGUAGAUGAGUUUACUGAGGAGUUUGAGGAGGACAUGGCGGAAGUGGAAUCAGAAAAUUCUCAAAAAGAAGACCGGGAUCAAUGCAAAAAAACCUCUAUAAAACCAUUUGAGGGUCCCAAGGCUGUGAAGAAACCACAUGAGGAAGACGUAGUGGAAGAGGGAUCAGAAAAUUCUCAAAAAGAAAACUUGGAUCAAUGCAAAAGAACCUCUGCAAAACCAUGUAAGGGUCACAGGGUUGUGAAGAAACCAUGUCACAAGGCUGCCAAGGAACUAUGUGAAGAAGAUGUGGCAGAAGAGGAAUCAGAAAAUUCUCGAAAAGAAAACGUGGAUCAAUGCAAAAGAUCCUCUGCAAAACCAUCUAAGGGUCACAGGGUUGUGAAGAAACCACGUCACAAGGCUGCCAAGGAACUAUGUGAAGAAGAUGUGGCAGAAGAGGAAUCAGAAAAUUCUCAAAAAGAAAACAGGCAUCAAUGCAAAAGAACCUCUGCAAAACCAUCUAAGGGUCACAGGGUUGUGAAAAAACCACGUCAUAAGGCUGCCAAGAAACUACAUGUAUGUGAUGAGGAUGUGACGGAAGAGGAAUCAGAAAAUUCCCAUAAAGAAAACGGGGAUCAAUGCAAAACAACCUCUGCAAAACCAUCUAAGUGUCACAAGGCUGCAAAGAAACCACAUCAUAAGUGCCUUUCAUGUGACAAGACCUGUAGAUCGGCAAAAGGCCUCAAAAUACAUGCGAGACUUCAUUUACAUGAUGUUGCAUUGAGUUGCACAAGCUGUAAAAGGAGAUUUAGUACGGACACCGCUUUGAGGAAACACAUGAAAGUCCAUGCCAAUUCUUCGGACUCUGGCAAAAGCAGUAAAAAAUCUAAAGCAAAAGGACCUUUUCCUUGUAGUUUGUGUGGUAAAUCUCAUGCCAAACCCAAUCCAUCCCCCUGCGAUCAAUGCGGGAAAAGGUAUUGUACCUACGUGGGUCUCUACAGACACCGCAAACUCCACACAGGUGAGCGACCAUACAUCUGUGACUUGUGUGAAAAGGGGUUUUCUGGUUCAGACAUACUGAAAGCACACAUGCUAACACAUACUGGGGAGCGUGCUUACAUGUGUAAUGUGUGUGGGAAGGCGUUUACACAAGGAUGCGCUCUGAAAAGGCAUCUAAGAAUACACACAGGCGAGAAACCCUUUGCCUGUAAGGUGUGUUCAAAAACUUUCCGGAGCAAACCAGAGCUCGAGCUGCACACUCGAACGCACACCAGAGAAAGGCCAUACCAAUGUUCGCAGUGUGGGAAGCGUUUUGUGGCAUCGACUCACCUGAGAAACCACAUGCGGACUCACACGGGGGCUCGUCCUCACGCAUGUAUCCACUGCGACAAGCGAUUUGGGUCUCCUGACCAGCUGAGAAAGCAUCUGCUUGUGCACACAGGUGAGAAACCACACAAAUGUCCAGAAUGCGGGAAGGGAUUUUCACAGCAAGGCAACAUGAAGAUCCACCUACGAACUCACACAACCUGUAAGAAGACUUAGUAGCUGUACUUUAAAAAAAAAUAGGUUUUGUAUAUUCAUCGGAAUAAAAGUUUUGUUCCUAUUUUUA
Molecule: messenger RNA, 2714 nt
Organism: Alosa alosa (allis shad)
Lineage: Eukaryota; Metazoa; Chordata; Actinopteri; Clupeiformes; Clupeidae
Product: zinc finger protein 3 homolog
Exons: 7
Coding region: 236-2647 (803 amino acids)
Biological process (GO): regulation of transcription by RNA polymerase II
Cellular component (GO): nucleus
Molecular function (GO): RNA polymerase II transcription regulatory region sequence-specific DNA binding; DNA-binding transcription factor activity, RNA polymerase II-specific
Source: RefSeq, a predicted model, not a curated record